This is a messenger RNA of Blepharisma stoltei, 273 nucleotides long. NCBI's taxonomy places the organism in Eukaryota, Ciliophora, Heterotrichea, Heterotrichida, Blepharismidae. The record is from the annotation of a GenBank genome assembly.
AUGUUAGAAGAAAGACAUCGAGAGCAAGCUGAGUAUGUGACGCUUAAAGUAAGAUCUCAAAAUGGGAAUGAAAUGUUUUUUAAAAUAAAAAGAUUGGCUCAUUUGAGAAAACUUAUAGAGGUUUACUGUGCAAAAGCUGGAAUAAUCAUAACUACCACUAGAUUUCUUUUUCAAGGAGAGCGAAUAAUGGGCAGACACACAGCUGAACUACUAGGAUUAGAAAACGGAGAUGAAAUCAUUGCAGUUUCUGAGCAAAUAGGAGGGUGUUAUUAA